AUGGUACUUCCAACAUUACAAUCGCGCUAUGCUAUAAAACAAUUGCAAGCACCUCAACAGAUAAUACAACGAAAACAAGAAAUUGAAGCUGAAAAAAAAGCUCAAUGGGCGCAAACAGCUAAUUAUUUUAAAGCACAAACACGUCAUAAUUCCGUCCAUAGUCAUUGGACAUCACCUACUUCAGCUGUAAUCAGUAAUGAAGCAUACCGUGGUGAACAAGAUAAAGAAGAAAAAUUAAAUAAACUUGAACAACGACGUAAUCAUCUUGCUGCUAUUCUUGAAGGUGAAAAACUUCAAUUUCAGAAUGAAUUAUCAUCCAUUCGUCAAUCAUCAGCACGUGAAUCAGUUCCUGAUAUGAAAAUGCGUGCUGAAAAUCUUCGUUCAGCUCGAGAAAAAGAACGUAAAGCUGUAGCUGAUGAAAAAUUAUAUGAACAUUGGAUAGCAAAUGAUCCUGAUUUACGUUCAAUUGAACAACAAAAAUUACAAAAUUUACAACCUGAAAUUUGGUCGGAUCAACUUAAUGAAAAACGUUUAGCUCAACAAGAAGAAGAAGAAAUGAAUUUAAAAUAUCAAGAAGAAUUACGUCAACGUAUCAAUGAACAAGAACAAUUAGAACAAGAAGAACAAAAUGAAAGAAAAAGAAGAAUUGAUCAAUUAAAAUAUAUUUUACAAGAACAAAUGGAUGAACUUCGAGAUAAAGAAGAAGAGUCUGAAUUGUUAAAACAAGAAGAAGAACGUCUCUUACGUGAACAAUGGGAAUUAGAUCAAUAUGAAGAAGCAAAACAACAAAUGGAAAAACGUUAUGUUCAACAAGAUUAUGGUCGUCAACUUUUACGUCAACAUAAAGCAAAAUUACAUAAACGAGCUAAAGAAGUUCAAGAAAAAUUGGAAUUAGAUAUGAAAAUUCUUUCAUCAAUUGCUCAUGCCGAUGAAGAAAGUCGUAUCGAACAAUCUGAACAACGUGAACAAUUAAGACGUGAUGCAUUACAUAUGCUUCAACAAUUUCAACAACAAAUGAAAUUAGAAAAAGAAAAAGAACAAGAACUUGAUUCGAUGUUUCAAGAAGAAGCUGCUAAACAAUGGGCACGACGUGAACAAGAAUGGGAACAUGAAAAAGAAUUACGUGAGAAAUUGAUGCGACAAGUUAUGGAUGAAAGACAAGAACAAGUUAUGGAAAAAUUAAACGCAUUAAAAGAACAACAACAAGAAACAUAUGAAAAACGACAAGCACUUAUAGCUGAAAUGGAACAAGCAAGAAAAUAUGAUUUAAUUGAAAAACAAAAACAAAUCAAAGAAAGAGAAGAUAAGAAACAAGAUUUACAAAGACAAGUAUCAAUUGUAAAACAAGAACGAGCACAAUCUCGAUUGGAAUUAGAAAAACAAGAUGCUUUGGAACGAGAAGAUAAACGACAAAUGGAUCAAUUAAUGCGUCAACAAAAAGCUGUUAUUUCUGCUACAGCUGUAGAACCUAAAUUUUAUGGUCGUCGUCGAGCUAAUUGGAAUUAA
Molecule: messenger RNA, 1506 nt
Organism: Adineta steineri
Lineage: Eukaryota; Metazoa; Rotifera; Eurotatoria; Adinetida; Adinetidae
Source: the annotation of a GenBank genome assembly